Molecule: messenger RNA, 2009 nt
Organism: Euleptes europaea (tarantolino)
Lineage: Eukaryota; Metazoa; Chordata; Lepidosauria; Squamata; Sphaerodactylidae
Gene: EDEM1
Product: ER degradation enhancing alpha-mannosidase like protein 1
Exons: 12
Coding region: 1-1932 (643 amino acids)
Biological process (GO): carbohydrate metabolic process; endoplasmic reticulum mannose trimming; mannose trimming involved in glycoprotein ERAD pathway
Cellular component (GO): endoplasmic reticulum; membrane
Molecular function (GO): calcium ion binding; mannosyl-oligosaccharide 1,2-alpha-mannosidase activity
Source: RefSeq, a predicted model, not a curated record
AUGCAAUGGCGGUCGUUGGUGCUGGCGCUGCUGGCGCUGCGGCUGGCGGGCCACGCGCUGCUGUGGCUGGCCGGGCCCGGCGUGGGCUACUACCAGCAGCGCCUGCGGGCCUUGGCCUGCAGCCCCGCCGCCGCCGCCCAGGACGCCCGGCCGUCGGGCCGCCCCUGCUUGCCGGCCGCCUUGGCGCCGCCGCCGCCGCACUGGGCCUCUUUCCUGGGCCGGGCCUGGGAGGGCAGCGGUAGCGGCGGCCCCUCCUCCUCCUCGGGGGGGAGAGGCGGGAGGCUGGUGGGGGGCGGCGAGGGGGGCCUCGACGACGAGUACGAGCAGCGCUACAGCCGCGCCUUCCCGGCCCAGCUCCGCGCCCAGCUCCGCGACGCCGCCAGGGGCAUGUUCGCUUUCGGCUACGACAACUACAUGGCGCACGCCUUCCCCCAGGACGAGCUCAACCCCAUCGACUGCCGCGGGCGGGGGCCGGACCGCGACAACCCUUCAAAUCUGAAUAUCAAUGAUGUCCUGGGAAACUACUCGCUUACUCUGAUUGAUGCAUUGGAUACCCUGGCAGUGAUGGGAAAUUCUUCAGAAUUCCGAAAAGCUGUGAAAUUAGUGAUAGAAACAGUUUCGUUUGACACCGAUUCAACCGUGCAGGUCUUUGAAGCAACAAUCAGAGUUUUGGGAAGUUUGCUUUCAGCCCACAUAAUAAUAACAGAUGCCAAACAGCCUUUCGGUGAUAUGACUAUAAAGGGUUAUGAUAACGAGCUGUUACAUAUGGCACAUGACCUAGCAGUAAGGCUUUUACCUGCUUUUGAGAACACCAAAACUGGAAUUCCUUUUCCUCGGGUAAAUUUAAGAACCGGAGUUCCUUCUGGCAGCAACAAUGAGACUUGCACUGCAGGAGCUGGCUCUUUGUUGGUGGAAUUUGGCAUUCUUAGCCGGCUUCUUGGAGAUUCUACUUUUGAGUGGGUAGCCCGUCGAGCUGUGAAAGCACUCUGGAAUCUAAGGAGCAAUGGCACUGGAUUAUUAGGUAAUGUGGUGAAUAUUCAAACUGGCCACUGGGUUGGUAAGCAAAGUGGCUUGGGAGCAGGAUUAGAUUCCUUCUAUGAAUAUCUUUUGAAGUCUUACAUCCUCUUUGGAGAAAAGGAAGAUCUAGAGAUGUUCAACGAUGCUUAUCAGAGUAUUCAGAGCCACUUAAGACGAGGGAGGGAAGCCUGUAACGAGGGCGAAGGGGACCCACCUCUCUAUGUUAAUGUCAACAUGUUCAGUGGGCAGUUGAUGAACACCUGGAUCGAUUCUCUUCAGGCAUUUUUCCCUGGACUUCAGGUUUUAAUAGGUGAUGUGGAAGAUGCUAUUUGCCUCCAUGCAUUUUAUUACGCCAUAUGGAAACGAUAUGGAGCUCUUCCAGAGAGGUACAACUGGCAGUUACAAGCACCAGAUGUCCUUUUUUAUCCACUAAGACCAGAGUUAGUGGAAUCUACUUACCUUCUUUAUCAGGCCACAAAGAAUCCUUUUUAUCUUCAUGUAGGAAUGGAUAUUCUUCAGAGCCUGGAGAAAUACACAAGGGCAAAAUGUGGGUAUGCUACCCUGCACCAUGUCAUAGAGAAAUCCAAGGAAGAUCGGAUGGAGAGUUUUUUUCUUAGCGAGACAUGUAAAUACCUGUUUUUGCUGUUUGAUGAAGAAAAUCCUGUGCACAAAUCAGGAAAUAGAUUUAUGUUUACAACGGAAGGACACAUUGUGUCACUGGAUAAACGUCUGCGUGUUUCAUUAUGGCAAGAUACCUUCCCUGAAGAGAAGAAAGCUGAAAAGAUAAAGCGUAAUGAACUGAGAGCAAAUAAUUCCAUUUCUAAUUGCAACAGAGUACCAGAUGAGAGGAGAUACCUGCUGCCACUGAAGAGUAUUUAUAUGAGACAGAUUGAUCAGAUGGUAGGCUUGAUCUGAACAUUGUUCAUGUGGAGUAAGACUAAAGAUCGCAAGACAGCAGCUGAAGCAGAUGUUCCUCUUGAGCUGUGCAGCUU